Molecule: messenger RNA, 675 nt
Organism: Paramecium tetraurelia
Lineage: Eukaryota; Ciliophora; Oligohymenophorea; Peniculida; Parameciidae
Exons: 3
Cellular component (GO): cytoplasm; nucleus
Molecular function (GO): heat shock protein binding
Source: RefSeq, a predicted model, not a curated record
AUGUAAUAGCGGGAAGAAUAAUUUACGCUGUAUAAGUUACUGAAUGUGGAACCAAAAGCAACUCAAAGUGAAAUUAAAAAAUCAUAUAGACAAUUGGCCUUGCAAUUACAUCCAGAUAAAAACCAAGAAGAUGCUAAUGCUAAGGAGAAGUUUUAAAAAAUAUCUGAGGCCUAUUAGAUUCUUUCGAAUGAGGAGAAACGAAAAAUGUAUGAUGAAACUGGGAUGAUUGAAGGGAUGGAUGAAUUUAAAAAUGCCUAUGAAUUCUAUCGAAAUUUAUAUCCAAAGAUCAGCAGGGAGGAUAUUGAUAAAUACGAAUUGAAGUAUAGGUUCAGUAAGGAGGAGGAAAAAGACUUGAUUGAGUUUUAUAAUAAAAAUUCUGGGAAUGUGAAAUGCAUACUUGAGAACAUAAUACUGAGCAAAAACGAAGACAUCCCACGCUUUUUGGAAUUCUACGAUAGAAUGAUCAAACAAAAGAAGAUCACGGAUUAUAAAAUAUAUUAGACCAGCAGAAACAAGAUCAAAACCUUGAGAGAAGAUCCAGAGGCACAAUAGAUUGACAUGGAUUAAUUGACGAAAUAGAUUAGACAGAGACCCAAGAAUACGUUUGAUUAGUUUAUCUAAUAGAUGGAGUAGAAGUAUCAAAAACCAAAGAAGGUUAAGACUUAAUAAAAAUGA